UAUCAAAGUCCUUGCUGCAAAGGGGCCAUGAACGGGACACGUUGCAGUGCAGGGUUAAAGUAAAGGAGCUGCGGAGUGCCUAUUGCAAAGCCUGUAAGGGAAACCGCCGCUCAGGAGCUGCCCCCACGACCUGCCGUUUUUACAAGGAGCUGGAUGCCAUACUUGGGUGUGACCCCACUGCCAAUCUGAGGACCACGAUGGAGAGUUCAGAGCAGGGAGAAGUGGGGGAGGGUGUAGAGGAAGCCGAGAGUGAGGCUACUGGGGUGGAGGGACUCACCCCGGAGUCCCAGGAGGCAUGCAGCCAGGAGCUCUUCUCAAGCCAGGAGGAAGCUAGCCAGUCGCAGCAGCUGGAACUUGUUGGUGAAGAAGAAGCAGAGGAGCGGGUUCCUGUGUCCUUGAAUCCUCCGGCCCUAUCACAGCCUGCUGAAAAAUUACAGAACUUGAGGCGUAAACCCAGGAAAAGCAAAGAAGAUUUGGUGAAAGCAGUUAUGAAUCAGUAUGCCAGAGAGAGUAAGAGGCUGCAGGACUGGAGAGAGAAAAUGCAUGAGUGGAGGGAAACACAAAGCAGGAGAAAGGAAUUGGCUACCAAGAAAAGCACAAAGCAGCUGAUAAGCCUCCUGGCACGCCAAACGGACUGUAUGCAGUCUCUCGUAGCCAUGCAGGCAGAUCAGUACCGUGCUAACCCACCCCCCCCCCCAAAGCUCUCUCCCUUGUGCCCCAGUGUUUGCUCAAAACACCUUUCUCCAGCAGCCUGGUUCUUACCACCACCAGCUGCCCCCAACACCUGUACGUUCACCUACCAGCCCUGAGAACUACGACCCUCACCCUAUGCACUCAACCCCCAUCACCAUGCAGCAUAUUAAUCCUGAAGUGCAGCAGGCAUUGCACAGCAAUCCAGGCAGGACAUAUUCAAACCUCUGAAUGUACAGUCCAGCACCCUAACCCCCUGC
Gopherus flavomarginatus (Mexican gopher tortoise) is the source of this 950-nucleotide messenger RNA. RefSeq lists its product as uncharacterized. The coding region runs from base 198 to 809 and encodes 203 amino acids. The transcript is spliced from 2 exons. The record is from RefSeq and is a predicted model, not a curated record. NCBI's taxonomy places the organism in Eukaryota, Metazoa, Chordata, Testudines, Testudinidae.